This is a messenger RNA of Saprolegnia parasitica CBS 223.65, 1541 nucleotides long. RefSeq lists its product as hypothetical. Gene Ontology annotation, biological process: microtubule-based movement. The record is from RefSeq and is a predicted model, not a curated record. NCBI's taxonomy places the organism in Eukaryota, Oomycota, Saprolegniomycetes, Saprolegniales, Saprolegniaceae. Gene Ontology annotation, molecular function: microtubule motor activity; microtubule binding; ATP hydrolysis activity. The transcript has 8 exons. Bases 122 to 1408 code for a protein of 428 amino acids. Gene Ontology annotation, cellular component: microtubule; kinesin complex.
CGUGCCUCGACUCGUGCACGCUCUUUUCAAUGCACUAAACGGGUCGCUGGAGCUCGACGUGCACUGCUCGUGCUUUGAGAUUUCAAACGAAAAGGUCUACGACUUGCUCGUCGGAGCCACCAUGACGCCGUCGCCGCCUCGGCGCACCAUGUCCCGGUCACGCCGCAAACGGACGCUCUGGAACGUCCAUGCCAAGCCAACGCAUGACACGGACGACCUCCCAGUGCUGACACAAGCCAACGGCGCGACGCUCAUCGAGGGCUUGAGUGCCCAUGCCAUGAAGACCCGCGACGACGUACUCGACGUCUACAACCAGGUCGCCGGCCACCGCUCCAAACGCUUGCGCCGCGGCCAUGUCAUCUUUCAGUUGACGCUGCAGCCGCGCGACCCCACGCGGCGUGCGUCCCGGCUUUUCUUGGUCGACUUGGCGGGCAUGGAGGUGGCGCCCGCGCAGCACACGCCUGAAGUCGCGUCGAUCCACAAGAGCUUGUCGCAUCUCUCGCAGUGCGUGCAUGCGCUCGCCCAGCGCCGAGCACGCGAUCACAUACCGUACCGCGCGUCGAUCUUGACGCGCUUGCUGCAGCCAAGCCUCGAAGCCUCCGGACUCACGACGUUUGUGCUGACCGCGACGCCGGCGACGUCGUCGUGGGACGAGACGUGCACGACACUCCGGCUCGCCGAGCGUCUCAAGGGCAUUGAAAGUGGCGACGUGGUCCGGCGCGAGAUCUUGCCGCCCAUGGCGCUCGAGGCCCGUGUCGCCGCCCUCGAGGCGGAAAAUGCCCGUGUGCGGGCGACCCUCGAGGCGACGCGGGCGCAGUUGGCGCAGGCGAAGGACGCAGAAAGGUCGCUUGCGACCGAGAACGAGAUGCUGCGAUCCCACAUUCGGGCGUCCGAAGCCAUGCUCCGACGCGUGCGCCUCGUGCUCACAAAAGAGACGGCCGACGACUCGACAUUCCCAGCGACGCUACCUGUCGAGCUGGACAGCCCGAGCGACGAGGCACAUCGACCACAUGGCACACUUCCAGCGCUCCAUCUUGCGGCCGACCCAGAAGAGAGGUUGCCGUGGCGGCUCCAGAAGCAACUCGUGGCGAUUCCGCUUCCGAUGCGCGUUCAAGAGCGCAAGCGACUGCUCUCGACGACGAAGCGGGCGGCCAAGGCGUCGACGUCUCGGCGCCGGCGCAAAGAACGACCGCCCGACGGCAACGGUGUGGUGGACGAUGACGAGUUGCCCGUGCUCGAGGAGGACGCACCGGUCGGCGAGAAACAACCGGCGCCACCACGGUCGUCGGCGCCGAUACACCGUGGUCGCAGUGCGAUGGCGAGUGCUCGCAAGGCCGACGAAGUGCAGUUGCCGCAGCUCACCACCAAGAGAGUCUCAGGCCAGUGCCGUUCCAGUACCAAGUGCUGAUCGACGACGAAAGCCAGGCACUGCUGCAGAUUGAUGACUACAAAGCCAAUCGACGUGUGCAGCUCGAAGCGGCGUUGGAGAGCCGACCGUCGUAAUCACAAGCAACAAAUACUGAGGCCGUGUUAUUCGCUCG